Stegostoma tigrinum is the source of this 771-nucleotide messenger RNA. It is a transcript of the gene fam169b, whose product is annotated as family with sequence similarity 169 member B. The record is from RefSeq and is a predicted model, not a curated record. The transcript has 8 exons. NCBI's taxonomy places the organism in Eukaryota, Metazoa, Chordata, Chondrichthyes, Orectolobiformes, Stegostomatidae.
AUGGUCCCAAUGCGCUACCCUGUGGAUACUUUAACCAGUGGAGACUUGGAUGGUUUAAAGCAAUCAUCAGAGGUUUACCUAUCGAGACUCGGCGACAAUGAACAGGAAUCCACUGAGAGCUUUACUCUGCCCAAUGGAGAGAAGGUUGCUGUGAUACUCUCCUCUCUGGCCUUUCUGCAGAAACACAGUGAACACUGGAUCCUGGGUCUGUACUGUUCCCAGGCAGUCAUGGCUGAGCACUUUGCUGGGCGAUGGUGGUCAGUGGAUGAUGUUCUGAAGACCAGCAACAUUACAAGGCAGGAGCUGAUCAGGUAAAUGGUACAGUCAGUUGGUGAACGGAUUGUGCUGUAUCUCCUAAAUCUGUUAAUCUAUGGAAGGAGGGAAUUUGUGCCAGGCAGUAGUUUGCGUAUGGACUGCACCAGCCAGUGUUACCAGCUUCCUGUAUUGGACACCGUGUUUGUUAGACAGACUCACAGACGCCAGGGCAUCGGGCUGAAUAUCCUGCAGGAUUUCUGUUGUACCUUCAGUGACGAUGAAGCUUUGGGAAUCAGCACCCCCAUCUCUGCAGCCCUGUACAAAGUUUGUUCCAAGUAUUUACAGACACAGCACCAGGAGCAGGAUUGCCUUUGGGAAGUGGAAGCCCCAGGAGACUGGAACCAAAGGGCUAACGUGUGGCUGCAACUCUAGAUGGGAGAUGUACCCCUGGAGAAAGGUGAGUCAAUCAGAGUUCCUGAUGAACGUUCAGACAACCCGUUUCUGGAAAACAGCUGA